AUGUUCACCGUCAAGACCCUCACUGCUAUCGUCCUGGCUGCUGCUAGCGUGUCAGCCGCCCCGACAGCCACUACCCGAUCCUAUCCUGACCAGACCGUAACACUCACUGGCACAACACACUCCGUCGUUGCUGGCCUCGGUGGUCUCAGGUUCGACCCGGACAAUGUUGUCGCUGAGGUUGGCGACAUUGUCGAGUGGCACUUCCUCCCCAAGAACCACAGUGUAGCGCAGUCAUCAUUUGCCGCCCCCUGCGUGCCACAAGAGAAUGCCUUCUUCAGUGGCUUUCAGCCCACCCCCGAGGGCCAGGCUCCGGAUGUCUUCCAGAUCGUGGUCAAGGACAAGGCGCCCAUCUGGUACUACUGCGCCCAGACAGUUGGUUCCCAUUGCAAAAGCGGUAUGGUUGGAGUCAUCAACCAAAAUUUCGACGGCCCCAACACGCUGGAUGCUCAUAAGGCGCUGGCAGCCAAUACUAACGUUACAAUCAUCCCACCUGUCAGCGCUGGCCUGAACGACGGCAACGUCCUCCCCAACCCCAACCCCCAGGGAGGUUUCUAA
Molecule: messenger RNA, 555 nt
Organism: Phaeoacremonium minimum UCRPA7
Lineage: Eukaryota; Fungi; Ascomycota; Sordariomycetes; Togniniales; Togniniaceae
Product: putative extracellular serine-rich protein
Exons: 1
Coding region: 1-555 (184 amino acids)
Source: RefSeq, a predicted model, not a curated record